Messenger RNA from Zonotrichia albicollis (white-throated sparrow), 838 nucleotides. Lineage: Eukaryota; Metazoa; Chordata; Aves; Passeriformes; Passerellidae. The record is from RefSeq and is a predicted model, not a curated record.
AAGAAUUGUCUUUUGGAGUUCACUCUGAGCUCUCUGUCUGGAUAUGACAGCUGCAAGAAGAGGGCUCAUGGCAAAUAUUGUCUCUAAAUGCUGUAAAAUAAGAAAAAAGAAUCUCACUUGUUGAUAAUGCAAGUAAGUGAAACAAAAGGCUAUACUGGCUUUAAAUUUUAUAUGCUGUCUUAAUGAAGUAUUAGCAGCAAGAUAUGUUUAAACAAUAUUUCUUCUUACAGUGAUGGUUAAUGUUAAUUACUGAAGUGUAGACAGUUUGAGACUUGAAAAGUCUAAGCAUUAUGCAUGUCAUAUAUAUGUGCACACAGGAAACCUCGGCCUGUCUCUCAGCUGGUUGCACAACAGGUUCCUCAGCAAUUUGUGCCCCCUACACAAUCAAAGAAAGAGAAAAAAGACAAAGUAGAAAAGGAAAAAAGUGAAAAGGAAACAACAAGCAAAAAGAACAGCCAUAAGAAAACCAGGCCAAGGUUGAAAAAUGUGGAUCGAAGUAGCGCUCAGCAUUUGGAAGUUACCGUUGGAGAUCUGACAGUCAUUAUUACAGACUUUAAGGAGAAAACCAAGUCACCACCUGCUUCCAGUGCUGCUUCUGCAGAUCAACACAGUCAGAGUGGUUCUAGCUCUGACAACACAGAGAGGGGAAUGUCCAGGUCAUCUUCACCCAGAGGAGAAGCGUCGUCACUGAACGGGGAAUCUCAUUAAAGUUUAUUUCCUCCAGUUUCAUUAGUCUCUUCAAAACAUGCAAAUACGUAAGUGCUGUCACCACAUUUUCAUGACAGAUUAGUCAUGCAUAAUUGAUAUGUUGACUAGAACAUAAUGCAGUUUAAAAAAA